Manis pentadactyla (Chinese pangolin) is the source of this 795-nucleotide messenger RNA. Its product is annotated as adenylate kinase isoenzyme 6-like. NCBI's taxonomy places the organism in Eukaryota, Metazoa, Chordata, Mammalia, Pholidota, Manidae. Gene Ontology annotation, molecular function: ATP hydrolysis activity; ATP binding; AMP kinase activity. The transcript has a single exon. Gene Ontology annotation, cellular component: cytoplasm; nucleus. The record is from RefSeq and is a predicted model, not a curated record. Bases 157 to 672 code for a protein of 171 amino acids.
AGAUGGUUUAAGGAUGAUUCAAGUUUGGCAAAUCUCAAGUUAGAAGACAGUAUUAGCAGUCAAGAGUGUCCUCAGCUGUAAGUAAAAAGAAUUUAACUCAGUACACUGCUUGACCCGAAGCGCGGACCCGACCUGUGUCCUGGCCUCGACACUGAGAUGGAAGCAUGUUCUAGAAGGCCAGGUACACCGGGGGUUGGAAAAACCAUGUUAGGCCAGGAACUUGCUUCGAGAUCAGGACUGAAAUACAUUAAUGUGGGUGAUUUAACUCGAGAAGGGCAGUUAUAUGAUGGCUAUGAUGAAGAGUAUGAUUGUCCCAUUUUAGAUGAAGAUAGAGUAGUUGAUGACUUAGAAAACCAGAUGAAUGAAGGUGGAGUUAUAGUUGAUUACCAUGGUUGUGAUUUCUUCCCCGAAUGCUGGUUUCAUACAAUUUUUGUGCUGAAAACAGAUAACACUGUACUGUACAAAAGACUUGAAACAAGGGGUUAUAAUGAGAAGAAACUAAAUGACAAUAUUCAGUGUGAAAUUUUUCAAGUUCUUUAUCAAGAAGUAUUAUCAUCCUGCAAGGAAGAAAUAGUGCAUCAGCUGCCCAGUGAUAAACCAGAAGACCUAGAGGAUAACAUCGAUCAGAUACUGAAAUGGAUUGAGCAAUGGGUCAAAGAUCAUAGCUCUUGAUUUAAAAGAGUGGCCACUUAACAAUCACUCUUGAUGUAUCUCUGCCCACAUCCUAUAAAUUGUCCAAAUAUCAGUAAAACUUCUUUAUUAAAAUUGUGCUGCAGGACUAGUAGGUGAAAAAAA